Molecule: messenger RNA, 852 nt
Organism: Trichoderma virens Gv29-8
Lineage: Eukaryota; Fungi; Ascomycota; Sordariomycetes; Hypocreales; Hypocreaceae
Exons: 4
Coding region: 48-770 (240 amino acids)
Source: RefSeq, a predicted model, not a curated record
GUUGUUAUAUCUUCUGUGCAAAAAACUCAAUUCUAAUAACGAGCAAUAUGUCAUCCAGCACUUACACGCUCUUCGACAUCCCAACUAAAGCACCACAGGUGUGCUGGUCGAUGAACAUAUGGAGGACCAGGUUGCUUUUGAACUAUAAGGGCCUUGACUACAAGACCGAAUGGGUCGAAUAUCCUGACAUUGGCCCGAGACUUAUUCAGCAUGUCCCACCGAAUGAAAGAGGACCCAAAUUUACGCUCCCAGCUAUACAAAUGCCUGAUGACUCUUACGUGAUGGACUCAUACAAGAUUGCCGACAUCAUCGAGGAGAAGUACCCAGAACCAAAGGUGCUUUUGAACACGCCAGUGCAGGCUAGAUUCAGAAAUAGCAUGAUAAAAUUCAUGGAAGAGCUCACGCCAAUAUACGUCCCAGGAGUAGCGCAGAAGAUCCUAGGCGAGGAGAGCCUCGACUUCUUUCAUACAACCCGGCAGGAGGACGUGGGCAUGCCGUUGUAUGACUACGGGAAACAGAAUUCUCCUGGAGCCUUUGAAAGAGCCGAACCAUUUGCGCGGGAGAUAACGGCGCUGCUGAACGAGACUUCAGGGCCUUACUUUUUGGGCGAUACUGUCAGCUACGCUGAUUUUAUGUGGGCGGGUAUUUUGCUUUUCUUCAAGUGCCUCGGCACGGAAGAGUAUCAACAAGUGUUGAAGGGAACAGGUGAUGCUGCGGCGCACACCAGGUUUCUGGAUGCACUGAGCCCAUGGACAGAGAAAAAUGAUUAGAAGUCAAUUAGUGCGAGGCCAUCUGAAGCAGCUGGGUUGACAUGACCCUGGUUGAUGAAUAAUGAAGAGAGGCAUGUAUCCG